Messenger RNA from Penicillium samsonianum, 1452 nucleotides. Its product is annotated as putative MFS transporter. NCBI's taxonomy places the organism in Eukaryota, Fungi, Ascomycota, Eurotiomycetes, Eurotiales, Aspergillaceae. The transcript has 9 exons. Gene Ontology annotation, biological process: transmembrane transport. Bases 1 to 1452 code for a protein of 483 amino acids. Gene Ontology annotation, molecular function: transmembrane transporter activity. The record is from RefSeq and is a predicted model, not a curated record.
AUGGAGAAACCCUCUCCAGUCUACUUUACGCACGAGAUGGCAACCAGUGCGUCGUGGUCGCUUGGGACACAUGAACUGAAGGAAUGCGAUUCCGGUUUGGAUGUUAAGGCCAGGGAUCCCUUGAACCCGAGGAACUGGUCGUCGGCGCGGAAGACAAUGCUCUUCGUGUCGCUGAUGACGAGUUCGUUGUUAGCAGAUGGGGCUAUGGUCUGGGGUGGAACGCUGGUCACGGAGCAGGCCAUGGAUUGGGAUAUUAGCAUCGCUCAUUCGGCGACGAGUAUGAAUUAUGGUAUUCUGCUGCAGGGGUUUGGGGGGAUCUUUGCUGUUCCGCUCAUUGAAGCGUAUGGUCGUUUGCCGAUCUGGCUGUGGCCUCAGGUGAUCACCAUGUUCAUGGUGCUGGGUGCUACCCUCUCCAAUGAUUGGUCUACCUUCACGACGUUCCGCUCUUUGCAGGGUCUGUUUGGGACAGUGCCUCAGGUAAUUGGGCUUCCAAUCAUUCAUGAUAUGUAUACCUCGGCCGAAUGGCCGCGAAUGAUCAAUAUUUGGGGCACCACCUUCCUCGUCGGGCCAUUCCUCGGUCCCGCGAUAGCAGGAUACAUCGGCGCCGGGUCAGAUUGGCGUACCUCCUUCGGAGUCCUGACAGCCAUUUAUGGCGUGUCCACGGCAAUGGUGAUCCUGUUCGGCUAUGAGACAUACCAUGAGCCUGGACGAACAACCAAGCAGUCCCGCCUCGCGUCUUAUUUUGGCAUUGGCAAUACCCUGCUUCCCAAGGGAUCGACAUUGAGAUAUUGGAGCCGAACGGUCGUGGUCUAUGUGUUUAAGUUCCCGCUGUUGAUGACUGGCAUGGCUAUCUUGGUAACAUUUACCUGGCCAAUUGGAAUCACAACCACCAUCGAUACUUUCCUGCACAGCCCCCCAUAUUUGUUUGACACGAUCGGGGCAUCAUCGAUGCGAUUCGCCGGUGUGAUUGGAGCUUUAUGUGGCUGGGCAGUUGGCCAUUUCUUCAAUGGCUGGAUCUUCAAGUACCAUGGCUCAACAUGGAGAACCGAGCUCCGCCUCCACGGCGUCUGGUUCCCGAUAGGUAGCAUGGCCAGCGGUCUCCUCGCGUACGGACUAACCAUGCACUUUGGCAAGCACUGGAUUGGGAUAGCCACUGGGUGGAUCAUGGUGAACAUCGGCAUGGUAGCCACGAUUGUUGCCAUCUCGGCCUAUGCAUUGGAAAAAUACCCGGAGCAGGCGACCUGUGUCUCGGCCAUUCUGAAUAUGUGGCGCACCUGCGGCGGGUUCGCGGUGGGAUACUUUCAGCCUGCGUGGAUACAGCGCAAUGGGCUCGGACUGGUUUUUGGUAUUCAGGCUGUCAUUGUGUGUAUGGCUGUUGCCUUGACUAUCACUCCUGUGUUCUUGUGGGAACGGAAAAGGCGGUUGAGAGUUGGAGCUGAAGCUGAAGCUUAA